This is a messenger RNA of Balaenoptera musculus (blue whale), 2022 nucleotides long. Its product is annotated as heterogeneous nuclear ribonucleoprotein D-like. The record is from RefSeq and is a predicted model, not a curated record. NCBI's taxonomy places the organism in Eukaryota, Metazoa, Chordata, Mammalia, Artiodactyla, Balaenopteridae. Gene Ontology annotation, biological process: regulation of gene expression. Gene Ontology annotation, cellular component: nucleoplasm. Gene Ontology annotation, molecular function: poly(A) binding; poly(G) binding.
CUUCCACCGCCAUUUUAAAUCCAGCUCCAUACAACGUUCUGCCGCCGCUGCUUCCGCGACACGGAUUGCGCGCCAGCGCCUCCCGGCCAACAACUCAGCCGCUAUGGAAGGCAUGAACGAGUACAGCAACAUAGAGGAAUUCGCAGAGGGAUCCAAGAUCAACGCGAGCAAGAAUCAGCAGGAUGACGGUAAAAUGUUUAUUGGAGGCUUGAGCUGGGAUACAAGCAAGAAAGAUCUGACUGAAUAUUUGUCUCGAUUUGGGGAAGUUGUAGACUGCACAAUUAAAACAGAUCCAGUCACUGGAAGAUCAAGAGGAUUUGGAUUUGUGCUUUUCAAAGAUGCUGCUAGUGUUGAUAAGGUUUUGGAAAUGAAAGAACACAAGCUGGAUGGCAAAUUGAUAGACCCUAAAAGAGCCAAAGCUUUAAAAGGGAAGGAACCCCCUAAAAAGGUUUUUGUGGGUGGAUUGAGCCCAGAUACUUCAGAAGAACAAAUUAAAGAAUAUUUUGGAGCCUUUGGAGAGAUUGAAAAUAUUGAACUUCCCAUGGAUACAAAAACAAAUGAAAGAAGAGGAUUUUGUUUUAUUACAUAUACAGACGAAGAGCCAGUAAAGAAAUUGUUAGAAAGCAGAUAUCAUCAAAUUGGUUCUGGGAAGUGUGAAAUCAAAGUUGCACAACAAGAGGUAUAUAGGCAGCAACAGCAACAACAAAAAGGAGGAAGAGGUGCUGUAGCUGGUGGACGAGGUGGUACUAGGGGUCGUGGCCGAGGUCAGGGCCAAAACUGGAACCAAGGAUUUAAUAACUAUUAUGAUCAAGGAUAUGGAAAUUACAACAGUGCCUAUGAUGGUGAUCAAAACUAUAGUGGCUAUGGCGGCUAUGAUUAUACUGGGUAUAACUAUGGGAACUAUGGAUAUGGACAGGGAUAUACAGACUACAGUGGCUAACAGAGCACUUACGGCAAGGCAUCUCGAGGGGGUGGCAAUCACCAAAAUAAUUACCAGCCAUACUAAAAGGGGACGUUGGAGAAAACAGGAAGAGAUUGCUAAAGUAACCCAUCUUGCAGGACGACAUUGAAGAUUGGUCUUCUGUUGAUCUAAGAUGAUCAUUUUGUAAAAGACUUUCUAGUGUACAAGACACAACUGUGUCCAACUGUAUAUAGCCGCCAAUUAGUUUUUGUUUUUACUUUGUCUUUUGCUAUCUGUGUUAUGACUCGACGUGGAUUUGUGUUUAUCAAAUUUUAUUUGUAUGAUUUCAUGUUAAACCUCAAAUAAAUGCUUCCUUCUGUGAUUGUUUUUCUGCGUCAGGUAUUAAAUAGCUCUGUAAAAGUGUAAUUUUAAAUAAGCAGUAAUUAAGGCACAGUUUAUUUUGUAGGGAGUAUUGAUCCAUAGGGAGAAACUGGUCCUUUACGAAUAGCCAGCUACAGUGUCUACUCUGUUCUCUUUUUGUUAGAUGUAUUCUAUGUUCUAAGGCUUCAUUUCCCUGUUAACUGAGGCUUCCACAUACCUUUAAGUAAUGUUGUUUUCUCUCUGUGUAUCUGGAGACUUUGUCAUGAAAGUUUCUGUGGCGUAGUUAUAGUGUUGUGAUGAGUGGAAGCUUUCUAGUAGACCGUAAGUCUUCUGGUUAUAUUUUGAAAAGUAACUUUUUAAUGGCACAAAGCAUGCUGGUAGCUCCUUUUAUGAAUAGAAAAUAUUUUGCUUUGUUCUUGUCUCUGGAAAGGCAUUUGUUAUGACUUGCUGUAUUCAGUGGUCUGCUAGAAAAGAGCUUUGGCUAAUCAUAAUACCAUAACUUUGUUUUCUUGAUUAAACUGUCUGAAUAUACCCAGGGGAAAAAACACUUGAACUGUGUUAUAGGAGCCACAGUUUAAGAAUAUCAGAUGUAGUUACAUUUAACACAAGGAUUUUGGCAAAUAGGUAUGAAGUUACUAAAGUCUGAACAAAAGUUAGAUUAAAAUAUUCGACGUAGUGGAUGAGUAAAUUAAUUGUAUACUAUUCUGUUGGUAUUAUGUCACAGCAAGCACCAAACUGAA